Molecule: messenger RNA, 591 nt
Organism: Colletotrichum gloeosporioides
Lineage: Eukaryota; Fungi; Ascomycota; Sordariomycetes; Glomerellales; Glomerellaceae
Product: Arylacetonitrilase
Exons: 2
Coding region: 1-591 (196 amino acids)
Molecular function (GO): catalytic activity
Source: RefSeq, a predicted model, not a curated record
AUGUCCGUCAAGCCUAUUCGCGUCGCCGCGGUUCAGGCCGAAGGCUGCUACUUUGAUUUGAAAGCUGCAGUCGAGAAGACAUGCAAGCUCAUAGAGGAAGCUGCUGGUAAAGGCUGCGACUUGAUUGCCUUUCCCGAAGUCUGGAUCCCGAACUAUCCAGGUUGGAUCUGGCAGAGGCCCAUUGACUUUGACAUGGUCAAGGAAUACAUGAAGUCCUCCCUCAAACGGGACGGUCCGGAGAUGGCUAGAAUCUGUGCUUGCGCAGGCAAGAACAAAAUUGCCGUUAUGCUGGGAUACUCGGAGAAUGCGAAUCAUUCCUUGUACCUAUCUCAAUCUUUCAUCGGCAAAGAUGGAGAGAUCAAAAUGAACCGACGCAAGAUCAAGCCUACCCAUGUCGAGCGAACCUUGUAUGGGGACGGCAGCGGUGCUUCUCUUCACAAUGUUGUCGAAGAGCCUGGCAUCGGCAAGGUCGGUGCCUUGUCUUGCUGGGAACACUCUCAGCCCUUACUGCGCUACCACACUUACUCUCAGGGCGAGGAAAUUUAUGUGGCUGCUUGGCCCCAGCGUAGUACCCUAUUUAAUCCUAUUUAA